Molecule: messenger RNA, 2295 nt
Organism: Phalacrocorax carbo (great cormorant)
Lineage: Eukaryota; Metazoa; Chordata; Aves; Suliformes; Phalacrocoracidae
Source: RefSeq, a predicted model, not a curated record
CUGCGCGGGUGAGGUUUGUCCCGUCUCGGCUGCCGUCCGCUCCCCUUGCCCUCCCUCUCCCUGGGCCCGCCAUAUUGUGGCCGCCGCAACUCGGGAGCCGCCGCCUGAGGAGCCGCGAUGGAAACCAUGGCGAGUCCUGCGAAGGAUAACUAUCGAAUGAAGAGUUACAAGAACAAAGCCCUAAAUCCCGAGGAAAUGCGUCGGAGAAGAGAAGAGGAAGGAAUUCAACUGCGCAAACAGAAACGAGAGCAACAGGUAACUGUCAUCUUGACUAGCUUGUGUACAGCCUUAACACAACCAAGAUUGUGCUGCUGCCAAACUGGAAUCUUCAAGGAUCUGUGCAUUAAGCUUUUUAAAAGAAGAAAUGUGGAGCUGAUCAAUGAAGACGCCUCCAUGUUUGAUAGUCUCCUUGUGGAUUCCUACGUUAGUUCCACAACAUGUGGGGAGGGAGUGAUCACAAGAGAGAUGGUAGAAAUGCUUUUCUCAGAUGACCCUGACCUGCAGCUAGCAACCACUCAGAAAUUCAGGAAGCUACUCUCCAAAGAGCCAAAUCCUCCAAUAGAUGAAGUGAUAAACACUCAGGGAGUGGUGGACAGAUUUGUUGAAUUCCUGAAAAGAAGUGAAAAUUGCACACUACAGUUUGAAGCAGCAUGGGCACUGACGAAUAUUGCAUCAGGAACUUCCCAACAAACUAAAAUAGUAAUCGAGGCUGGGGCAGUUCCUAUAUUUAUAGAGCUACUAAACUCUGACUUUGAGGACGUUCAAGAGCAGGCUGUCUGGGCGUUGGGGAACAUUGCGGGAGACAGCUCUGUGUGUAGAGAUUAUGUCCUUAACUGCGCUAUUCUUCCUCCCUUAUUAAUGCUCCUUACGAAGUCCACUAGGUUGACAAUGACACGAAAUGCUGUCUGGGCCUUGUCAAACUUGUGCAGAGGAAAGAGUCCACCACCUGAAUUUGAUAAGGUAUCUCCCUGCCUGCCAGUGUUGUCCCGAUUAUUAUUCAACAGCGACUCUGACUUGCUGGCAGACGCAUGUUGGGCUCUUUCCUACUUAUCAGAUGGCCCCAAUGAGAAAAUUCAAGCAGUUAUUGACUCGGGAGUGUGUCGGCGACUGGUGGAGCUGUUAAUGCACAAUGACUACAAAGUGGCCUCCCCAGCUUUGCGAGCAGUUGGCAACAUCGUGACAGGGGAUGACAUCCAGACCCAGGUGAUUCUGAACUGUUCAGCCUUGCCUUGUCUCCUUCAUUUAUUAAGCAGUCCCAAGGAGUCAAUCAGGAAAGAAGCCUGCUGGACUAUAUCUAACAUCACGGCAGGAAACAGAGCACAAAUACAGGCAGUCAUAGAUGCAAACAUUUUCCCGGUACUGAUAGAAAUCUUGCAGAAAGCAGAAUUCCGCACGAGGAAAGAGGCAGCAUGGGCUAUUACAAAUGCAACGUCAGGAGGAACUCCCGAACAGAUCAGGUAUUUGGUAAACUUGGGUUGUAUCAAACCUCUUUGUGACCUGCUGACUGUCAUGGACUCCAAGAUUGUUCAGGUGGCAUUGAAUGGCCUGGAGAACAUCCUGAGGCUUGGAGAGCAGGAAGCCAACCAGAGUGGGACAGGCAUCAACCCAUACUGUAGCCUGAUUGAGGAGGCUUAUGGUUUGGAUAAGAUAGAGUUCCUACAGAGCCAUGAGAACCAAGAGAUCUACCAGAAGGCCUUUGAUCUGAUUGAGCACUACUUUGGAGUAGAGGAUGACUCCGCUCUAGCUCCCCAGGUAGAUGAGAACCAGCAGCAAUUCAUCUUCCAGCAGCCUGAAGCCCCCAUGGAAGGUUUCCAGCUAUAAUGUGCCCGGAGCAAAAGAACACCAUGCACUUGCUGGAAAGCGACUUGGGAGCAGCUGAUCGUCCCAUCCCCUCCUUGCGAACGGAAGGCUAAAACACCCACUCCACCUGUUAGGAAACAAACCUUCCUUCAAACAACUAGAAACAGUGCUUUGUCCUCACAGAGAGAAGGGGAUAUCCUUACACUUUUCUUUUUGCUGCUGCAUACAUAUCUCUUGAAGCAGGCAUCUGGGUGGAGGAAAGGACACUGAGGUAAUAGCUCGCACCUCUUGGUGUUUGUGUGUUCUUUGUGGUGAUCUCUCACAAAUGUCACUUUUUACCUCGGGUACUUAAUUGAGAUUUCAGCGUUGGGUUGGGUAAGAACACAAAUAGAAAGUAAGCGUUCUGACAACAAUAAUUCUGGAAACCUGGGUUGAUCUAUUUAAUUUUUUUUGCACAUGUUACUCUAUUAAAGACUCUAAUUUGCCAAGAGCAAA